Messenger RNA from Tilletiopsis washingtonensis, 5527 nucleotides. RefSeq lists its product as hypothetical. The coding region runs from base 175 to 5433 and encodes 1752 amino acids. NCBI's taxonomy places the organism in Eukaryota, Fungi, Basidiomycota, Exobasidiomycetes, Entylomatales. Gene Ontology annotation, molecular function: guanyl-nucleotide exchange factor activity. The transcript has 3 exons. The record is from RefSeq and is a predicted model, not a curated record.
CGUCACCCUCCCGAUCGCCCGUCGCCCACGCUCAGUGCACACCUUCUUCUCCUCCACGCUCUCUUCCACCCACACAGCGACACCACACCUCGCACCUCCUGCCGCGCCCCUGAUGGCCGCCUGAACAGCGCGUCCCGGCACCUCUCCGCCUCUCCCUCUCUCCGCGCGCGCGCCAUGCGCAGCAGCGAGCUCGUCUCGCCGCCGGCGCUCGCCAAGCUCGACACGGCCUUGGUCGGGCCUGCGCUGCGCUCUUUGCCAGCAGCUCCCGCGCCGCCGGUCGAUGCUGAGGACGACGAGUCGCCGGCGACGGUCACGGCCGCAUCGCCGCCUGCUGCCGCCGCUGUGCUGCCGACACCCGCCUCGCCGCCGCCGCGCCGACGCAGCUCGCUCUCCCCUGCCAGCGAUGCCCUGCCACAGCCCGCUGCCCUCGAAGAGACGCUGAGUGCCGCGUCGUCGGCGCACCACACCUCUGCCGCGACUUCGAGCAGCAGCAGCGGGUGCCAGAGCGCCUCGAGCAGCCGCAGCCGCCGUGCCGAUGACAGCGCACGCAGCGUGCCGCGCGGCGAGUAUGCCACCGACUCGGACAGCCUCGGCCGCAGUGGCAGCUGGACUAGCACCACGCCCACCAGUCCCGACACGGAGGAGCAGGGCGCCGAUGCGGCGCACAAGGGUCUGCUUGACGCCGAGCCGCGGGUGCAGCAUGCGCCGGCGGGCAUGUCCAGCAGCGCCUCGGGGCGCACUAUUGAUGCGCUGCACGCCAAUGACCUCAUGCAUGAGCGAGCUGCGUUGCGCGCCCAUGCGGCCCGAGCGACGCCCACCACGCCCGCCAGCCGCGUGCCGCGGAAGAGCUCGUCGCCGUUACCGCCUCCGCCUCCGCCAGCGCACUCGUCUUCGCCACUUCCCUCCUCCUCUUCCGGCUCCUUUUCGUCUCCCUCGCAGAUCCCCGUGCGGCGCGGCAACACGCCCUCGCCUGGCCGUCUUCUCUCUUCUCCCGUGCCGCCGCGCCAGGCCUCGCAGCUCGCGCCCGAGCGGCCAGCACCGGCCAGCAUUCGCAGCGUCUCGCCUGCGUCUGCGUCUGCCAGCUCCCGCGCUUCGCGCAGCACUCGGCGCAUCGGCUUCUCGCCGGCGGAGCUGAGUCACCGCAACAAGCCGCUGCCGUCGCCGGGCAAGCCGUCGCCGCCGACGCAUCUGCUCCCAGCGCUACCUGCGCCGCAGCCGCCGUCGCCUGUUUCGCCGCUGCUGCCCGACUACCUCGUGCACAUGUACUCGCAGGAGGCGCUUGCCGACGCACAGCAGGCUGCCGCUGUCGAAGCUGCCAAGCGGCCGAGCGCCAGCAGCUCGCUCGCCGUGCCCUCGCCGCGGCCGUCGCUCGGCUCGCCGUCGGCGUCGGGCUCCUCUAGCGUUGAGUCGCGCAACUCUUCCUCUCACUCGCCGCAGCGGCCCAGCCUGCGCAGCACGAUCUCGCGCUCGAGCAAGGCGUUUAUGAGCUCGAUGCGCGGCAACAGCAGCUCCUCUUCGCGCGACCAUACACCGGCCUCUGGGCCCAGCCGCUCUCCGAGCAGCAGCCAGACGAGCAGUCCGAGCGUCCGCCCGGCGUCGCCCGUGCGCAAGGUCCCCUCGGACGCCGGACAUGGCCUCUCGCCGCCGCCCAGCGCGCCGCCGCGGCCGCACUCGUCGUUUGGCUUCCGCCGCAAGCCCAAGACGCCCUCGGCGACGGAGAUCCCUGCCACCUUUCUCUCGCGGAACACUAGCAGCGCGAGUGCCGCCAUGACGCCGGCCAUGCCGAAUGGCAGCGCGAAUGUGUCGCGCAAGCCGACGCUGACGCAGAGUGCCGACGCCGCGGCACCACUGCCGCCGCCACCGCCGCCGAACCGCUCGCGCUCGCGCUUCUCACAGCGCUUCAGCCUCAACGAUCCGGCGUGGUCGCGCGCCGCAGCCGCCGCCACGCCGCCGGUCAGUCCGCGCACUCGGCGGGACGUCAGUCCGCCCAGCAGCAUCCGUGCGCACGUGGCCGUCGAGCACAUGUCGCCGCAGCGGCCGGCGAUGCGUCGCCUGCGCUCCAACAGCGUUGGACAGAUACAGCGCGUGUUCCUCGAUGCCGAGGCGCAGCGAGAGCUGGGCGUCGAGCAUCUCGAGCUGGCGCGCGUCUCCGACAGUCAAGCGACGGCCCAGAGCGGAGCUGUGCUGCGCGCGUCCAUCAUCGAUCAGGAGCCGCUGCUGAGUCCGAACGAGGCGGCGCGCCUGGCGCGACUGUCACGCCUGGCAGAAGACAUCGAGUCGCAGAUCGAGGGCAGAGCGCCUCGCGGCGGCAGCAGUGUGCCGUCGUUGCGGCGCAACUCGCGCUCGCUGCCCAAACGACCAAGCGCCACGGAGAGCCAGAGCGCUCGGCAGUCUGUUGACGAGGAGAAGGAGGCCUCGCGCGAGAAGGCCCUGUCGCGCUUGACAGGCAGCUUGACGCGCAAGCCGGUCGACGCGUCGCCUGCGCCUGGCUCGCUCGCUGUCGACGCUCAGACUCGCACCGCGCAUCGCCGUAGCCGCUCAUCUGCCUCAGCGUUCAGCACAGGCCCGCUGAGUCCGUCCGCCGCAAAGGCCUACCUCGCUGCGCUCUCGGCGCUCAAGAGCCCGCAGCUCGCGAGCCGUCCGAUGAGCAUGGAAGAGGCACCUGGGCCCGCAGACCCCUGGUGGGCCAACGCACAGGCGCCGGUCAUUCCGCCCGCGCCGGAGCUCGACGAGCUGACGGCCUCACAUGACUCUGCGCCCGCGAGCGAGAUCACUGCGGCGACGGAGUUCGAGGAUGCCGCCUCGACGAUGCUGUCGCAUUCGCACGACUCGACCACUCCGGCCCUUGGACUCAGUCUGGCGCCUGAGUCAGCCUCGAGCUCAGUCGACGAGCCUCAGAUGGCGCUGCGGGCCUCCGGCCGACCCUCGCACGCGCGCAGCCGCUCGUCCGGCAUCGGCCGCUUCCUCGGGUUCUCGCGUCCCACGACGCCCGAGAAGCCUGCUUCGCCGACUGUCAUGCGCGCCAGCAGCUCGCUUGGCUUUACGCGCAGCGUGCGCGACGAGCGCUCGGCGGCGGCCACGUCUGCCGGGCACUCUCGCAACGCCUCGCGCCGGUCGGCGAUGGACCACUCGCGCACCAGCAGCACGGGCGGCGCCAGCGACGUGAGCUACACGACGGCAUUGACGCACCCCACUGUUACGCCCACCACACCGACGCCGCUCAAGCGCCUCUCGCGCUCCGGACGCUCGACGCUCACGGACCCGACGGUGGCCAGCGCUGCUCGCGCGCGCAGCAAGGUCGUGCCGGCUGCCUCGCCUGUCGCUACGCCGUCGCCUCCCACUGCGCCGCGCAUCCCGCGCAAGCCCUCGCAGCCGCCGUCGUCGUACCACUCGCCGACGCCGCCGCAAUCGCCCAAGGCGCCCUCGCCGCAAGGACGCAGUGCCAGUGCUAUGGGCAUGAACGACGCCGGGUCGGCCGCUGCCAAGAUGCGUUCGCCGUUGCGGGCACUCGUGACGCGCUCGCCCUACCCGCCGCCGGCAAACAAGGCAUAUAUGGUCGUCGAUCGCGUGCCCGUCGUUACUCCACCGCGUCGCAGCUCCAUCGAUCAGCGUGCGGCAUCGCCCGAGGCAGACACGGCCGUGUCCGACACGGAAGAUGCCGACCUGCCGCUGCCGCGCCGACGCAGCCUGAGCCGUGUGCCCGACGUGACUCCCGUCUCUCCCGGCGUGCGCGCCCGCAAUCGCCCGUCGCUGUCGAUCCACACGCAGCCGGAGGCGCUCGUGCCGGCCGGCCAACGCUCGGCCAGCAACGAGAUGCAGAUGCAGGCGCCGGCGCCCAUGCGAGCGAUGCCCCGGCGCAAGUCCUCUGCUGCUACGCUCAACAUCGCCGACGACCAUGAGUUCCUGCAGGCACUCGAAGACGUGCGUCGGCAUCACCAGGACCGCAUCGCGCGGCGCGGUGCCGAGAAGUUGCAGCAGGGCGUUGGCACCGUGCGCCAGGCCAUGGCCUCGACUGGCAACCUGCUCGCCAAGCGCAGCACACAGACCAGUCCCGUCGAGGCGCGCCUGCCGCCUCGGCCGCGCUCAGCCAGCGUCGACGGCAAGAUGCCGCCGUUCCUCGCCGAUCAGAGUCCGGCUACCAGCUACAGCUCUGGCGAGUCUGGCGGGCUCGCGACGCCGCUCGAGCGCGGUGUCGGCAUGGCGAGCGGCCGCUUGCACGACGGCGCAUUUGUCAACGACGCGGACUGGAAGCGCGAGGUGUCCAGUCUCUUCGUCAUCCGCGAAAUGGUGCAAACAGAGCGCAGCUAUGCUCGGCACCUUGAGAGUCUCCUGCUGGCCAUUCGCCGUGUCUCUGCUGCGAGCACCGUGGGCCCGUCGACGCACCGGCGCCGGCGCAGCUCGUCGGCGCUGAUGAUGUCGACCGUCGAUGCGUCGCUCGUCGGCCCCGCGCCGCACAUCGCCACGCUGCGCAACAUGCUGCCGCAGCUGAUCGCCCUCAGCCGCACGCUCGCCACGCGCAUCGACGAGAACCCGACUGCGGCGGGCGUCGGCGCAGCGUUCCGCCUGGUUGCGCCGCAGCUUGAGGCGACGUUUGUCUCGUGGGCUGCCGUUGUGGGCGACGUGAUGGACUCGCUGCGCCUCGUCGAGAACGGCAAGGCCAAGAGCAAGGACCGCAUCGGCCUCGUCAUGCUCAUGCCCAUCACGGCCGGCGAGCUCGUGCCGCGCUCGAGCAACGUCUCGGCGACGAGCCUCACGGUCCCGCGUUCGCAGCGUACUGGUCGCAGCGCCGCGAUCGACGCGCUGGCGCUCACGCGGCCGUCGACGCCCGAGGCGCUGCUUGACGAGCCGCUGCUGCCGUCGCCGGAGGAGGACUUUGCGCCCCGGCCGAACGCCGCCAAGCGCCGCAGCACCAUCAGCAGCGGCGCGUUUCUCGCUGCGCCGGCACCGACCUCGCCUGUCGCAACGUCGCCGCGCCCCUCGCCCGUGCGCCCGGCCUCGGCCUGGGGCUUUGCCUCGCCGGCCACGACGCUGGGCCGCCGCGCCAUGGACGCCGUCACGCGGCCUGCUGCGCCGGCGAAGAGCAAGUCGCAGUCGAGCGCCUCGGCCGCCAAGUCUCUGGCGCCGGCCGACAUUGUCAUCCAGCCCACCCAGCGCAUUGCGCGCUACCAGCUGCUGCUGAACGCGCUCCAGCGCAACACGCCGCCGCAGAGCCUCUCGCACGCACGCAUCGCCCGUGCCCUCGAGGUCGUCGGGCGCGUCGCGGGUCUGUGCGACACGGCCUCGCUGCCGAGCGCCGGCGUCUCGCCGCUGCAUCUCUCGCUGCGCCCUCCCCUCUCCUACCCCUCCACCGCACCUGCCACCGCCGCGACGAGCGUCGCGAGCGACAUCGACGUGCCGCCCGCCGUGCCGCCGCGUCUGCGCGCUGUCUCGUAGCGCACCCCUCCCUGACCCACGACGCUCUGCUUACAUGUAUUACCACCCGGUCGCGUUCAUCACUCAGCAUACCCUUGUCUCAAUCAACGCGUCC